This is a messenger RNA of Danio rerio (zebrafish), 1617 nucleotides long. Lineage: Eukaryota; Metazoa; Chordata; Actinopteri; Cypriniformes; Danionidae. The record is from RefSeq and is a predicted model, not a curated record.
CUUGUCGCAAAGCCUAUUCACUCCUGCCGAAGAACGACGUGCCGUGUUCCAGUUUUGUUGGUCGAAGCUAACAGCAAAAUGUUGCUGUCAUUUGCUUGUUUUUUGACGUUAUUAUCAAGUUUUGUCGGACAACACGUCACGUUUGCAUUGCAGGACGUUACUAGCGAUUUAUUUGGCCAGGAAAACAAUGGUACAGUAGCGGCUUUCGGUGACUUUAACUCUGAUAAACAGACUGACAUUUUCAUCAUCAGGAAGCAAUCUGAGCUGUUGAUUUUCUUGGCUGAUCUUAAAGCACCUUAUUUCAAACCUAAAGUCCAUCUGACUAAAGAGGUUUUCCCUAGUGACUUCAUCAUAAGCAGUGUGGUGCCGGGUGAUUACGAUGGAGAUUCUCAGAUGGAUGUGCUUCUCACUGGCCACUUAAAUGGCUCCCCUUUACAAACAAGCGUCUUCGUCUUCUGGGGACGUAACCAGACUUUAGACCAAAAUGAAAAGGAGAAGCUGGACAAGAUCUUUACUGAUCAGCCUCUUGUAAUGGACUUUGAUGGGGACAUGAUCCCAGAUAUUUUUGGAACUGUGGAUGGCUCGUUGGAGGUUUGCUAUCUAAAGGCGAGACAACAAAGAUGUGAGAAGGCUCUCAACUCCACAGUUGCAAUGCGCAUCCCUCAUUCCCAUGCUUUCAUCGACCUUAACAAGGACUUCACUGCUGAUUUGUUCCUCACCACCACAUCAAAUGAAUUCGAGACCUGGAUUAAUAAGGAUGGGAACUUCACCAAAGCCCCGUCUGGACCUUCUCUGGAGAAUGUGAAGAGAGUGGGUCAAUCUGCAUUCGUAGACUUCGACGGUGAUGGCUUCCAGGACCACCUGUUGCCGGUGUGUAUGGACGAUGCGUGUGCUAAAAGUGCAAUAUACCUGGCCAGGCCUGGGGGGACAAAGUGGGUGCCUGUGUUGAUGGACUUCAAGAGGAAGGAUUCUGUGUGGGGUUUUGUGCCCGCUCCAGAAAAGCCCACUUCGGAAGAACUGCGAAUUCCCAUCACCCUGCACCUCGGAGACUACAACUUGGAUGGCUUUCCUGAUGCCCUUGUGAUCCUCCGUAACACCAGCGCCAGUUCACAGCAGCAGGCGUUCCUGCUGGAGAACGUGGCUUGUAACGACGCGAGCUGUCAGGAGGCUGAACGCAUGUUUCGUGUGCAUUGGGAGCAGUCGGACCUCAGUGCAAUCCCCAGGGCUGUUGUGGCCACUUUUUUUGACAUCUAUGAGGACGGUAUAUUAGAUAUGAUCGUGCUCAGCAAGGUGGAAGGGAAAGAAGAACUCGUCAUCCACGCUUUGAAGAACAACUUUGAGGCCGACGCGUAUUUCGUGAAAGUCAUCGUGCUCAGUGGCCUGUGCUCCAAUGACUGUCCAGAAAAAGUCAAGCCCUUUGGUGUGAACCAGCCUGGCCCGUAUGUCAUGUACACAUCGGUGGACUCGAACGGUUAUCUAAAGAACGCUUCUGCGGGGCAGCUCAGCCAGUCUGCUCAUCUGGCUCUCCAGCUGCCCUACACCGUGCUCGGUCUGGGGCGCAGCGCCAACUUCCUGGAUCACCUGUUUGUGGGCAUCCCCCGGCCCCCUGGAGGGAAG